Messenger RNA from Cydia fagiglandana, 1223 nucleotides. Its product is annotated as lipase member H-B-like. Bases 37 to 621 code for a protein of 194 amino acids. Gene Ontology annotation, biological process: lipid catabolic process. Gene Ontology annotation, molecular function: lipase activity. The transcript is spliced from 3 exons. The record is from RefSeq and is a predicted model, not a curated record. Lineage: Eukaryota; Metazoa; Arthropoda; Insecta; Lepidoptera; Tortricidae.
ACAGUGAUUUUAGUGGACUAUGCUUUAGUUGCUUCUAUGGAUUAUGCAACAGCAAUGAACGCAGUACCAUUUGUUGCUGACGAUAUCAUCGCUUUGAUAAUCCAACUGGAGGCUGCCAACAAGAUUGAUCGUAGCCUGGUUCAUAUUGUGGGCUUUGAUAUUGGAGCACACAUUGCUGGACUUGUUAGCAGAGAUUCGCGUGCUCGAGUUCAGAGAAUAACUGGUUUAUCUCCCGCCGGGGAAAAUUGGGAUUCCUUUUCCCGUCGUUUACGAGCCACCGACGCUAAUUACGUCGAGGUCAUCCACACCGAUUACACAGGCUCGAGGGCUUUUGGCAUUAGCGAGACAAUUGGUACAGUGGAUAUAUUCGCUAACACUGGCACAAGUCAACCAGGCUGUUCGAACAACCAGUGCAACCACGACCGGGCCUGGCAGCUGUUUGGGGCGACACUGGACAUGGGUGGCCAUUUGGUGGGCCUUCGAUGUGAUUCUCUUACGGACAUGACCAGAAAUCGAUGUGUCGGUGCUCCCGCUGUUUCCUUGGGUACCAAUGAUUUAUUUAAACUGGGAACUGGAAUUUACCGGGUCAAUACGGGCAGAGCGUACCCGUACAACCCCUGAGAAGUUUCGAGAUUUAUUAACAUUGUUCCAAAUUGUUAUAAUAAAUGUUAAGUGCCCAAUGUUGUCUUUCAUUUAUGGUUAAGAUGAAGAUAAAUCAAAAUAUUUGUCAAGUGCAUAUUAGAAGUCUUCAGAGUAAAUCCUAAAUGCGGAAGUAACGAUGUCUGCCUGUUACCUUUUCUCCAAACCACUGAACCGAUAUAUAUAUUAUGAAUCGAUAGAGACGAAGAUAAGUUGAGUCUUGGAGAAGGAUAUAGGAUAGUCUUUAUCUUGGAAAUCAUCCCUCCAUUCACGCGGCCGCUCUCACUCGGCUCGAUUCGGAAAAUGAAUUAGAUCUCUACUAGACCUCAACAAGUUACGAUAUGGAUAAUUUAAAGAUAUUUGUAAGAUAGAUAUGUCAAAUUUGACGUUUCCGCGAUUCUGGAGGUCCUCUUGAACGAUUUCGACAAGUUAUGACUUAGAUAUCCAAGUCACAUCUAGUUGAUAUCUAAUGUAAAUCUAGUUGAUCUCUAUACCGUCUCUAGAUCUUGUGAUUAUCUCGUUUCCCGAAUACGCGUGACUGUCAAUUUCUGUGACAGUCGACGUUUACUGCGGACAGAUGACCA